AUUCCUUGCCACGAGUGCAGUUGGACAUGGAGAAGAAAAGAAAGUUGAUCACAUUGGACAGACUAUCAGGGAAGGAGGGAAGAAGUAGUACUAAAGAAACCGAGAGUAAAAUGUUUGCAUUUUUGCCUGAUGUGGACCUAGAUAUAGAAAGUUUGUGUGCCAGAAAGAGCAGAAAAAUGAGAGAGGAAAAGCCAUCACUGUUGCCAAGAGUAGAUAUGGGAGGAUUGGCACCGCAGCUGGUCAGAGCACUGGUAGGGUCUAGCAGGAGUUAGGUCUGAUCUUGGCAGGGCUGAAGGGCCCUUCCGUGUUGAUUCAGCCACCUGGGGGGAGAGAAGCCAUUAUUCACCUCCUAAAAUAAGAAUUCAAAGCCUGUAACUGGAGUUUAAGAAUAGUAUGGUCUUUGGUCUAUAGCUGGUGCCACUAAAAAUUUUGCUGGCAUUUAUUGAAUGUUGUGAGUAAGACUCCAGAAUGCACCUAAAAUGUGGAAAAACAAAACUUGUUGCUGGAAAAAAGCCUAAACUGAAAAAUGUGAUCCAAGUCAACAAAUUAAUCUCACUUUGAGCCAAAGGAAAUGUUUGAAAUGAAAGUACUGCCAGGAAAUAGAGGAUUCAAGAUCUAGGCGGAAAGAUAUUAUAUGGAAGAAAGCAGCAGUGUUGCCAUGUUGGUGCCAGAUAUUGGAGAACAAGAGGCACUAUUGACUGCUGAAACUGUCAUCAGUUCAUCAUUGGAAAUUGAUGAACAAAGAAAAGUUAAAACAGAUCCAUUAAUCCAUGUUAUCCAGAAGUUAAGCAAGAUCGUAGAACACGAAAAGUCACAAAAAUGUCUCUUAAUUGGGAAGAAACGUGCACGUUCCAAUACUGCAGCACACUCCCUUGAAGCCCAAGAACUUUGCGAGAUUCCAGCUAAAGUAACCCCGUCACCUGCUGGCGAGAUUAGGAAGACGGAGAUGUCACAGAUACACCUCACCCCUGGCUCUCUUGCCCAGAACGAUGGGAAGGCUAUGUCUUACCAGUGUAGCCUUUGCAAGUUUCUGUCGUCAUCGUUUUCUGUGUUAAAAGAUCAUAUCAAGCAGCAUGGUCACCAGAAUGAAGUGAUUCUGAUGUGCUCAGAGUGCCACAUCACGUCUAAAAGCCAAGAGGAACUUGAAGCUCACGUGGUAAAUGACCAUGAAAAUGAUGCCAACAGUCGCACUCAACCCAAAGCCCCGCAGUGUAUAAGCCCCUCCAACUCUUUGUCUCAGAGACCCGCAGAAAGAAAGAAUGAAACCACUUCUGAUACCGCCAUGAGUGUGGACAGUCCGCAAGCUCACCCCGCCCAAAAUGCACCUGUGACAGAGAUGGGUAAGAGGAAGUGGUACGCAUAUGAACAGUACGGCAUGUACCGCUGCUUGUUCUGUAGUUACACCUGUGGCCAGCAGAGAAUGUUGAAAACACAUGCUUGGAAGCAUGCCGGGGAGGUCGAUUGCUCCUAUCCAAUCUUCGAAAAUGAAAACGAGCCCCUAGGCUUGCUGGACUCUUCAGUGGCUGCUGAGCCUGGUGGGCUGGACGCAGUAGUCAUUGCUAUUGGAGACAAUGAACUGAGUAUCCACAAUGGGCCUUCAGUACAAGUGCAGAUUUGCAGCUCAGAAACCUUAUCCUCUUCAUCUCCUUUGGAACAGAGUGCGGAAGGGGGAGUUCAUCUAGGCCAGUCGGUUACUCUUGACCCUAACGAGGAAGAAAUGCUGGAGGUGAUUUCGGAUGUGGAGGAGAAUCUGAUUGCCGACAGUCUGCUUUCAUCUGCACAGAAGAUCAUUAGUAGCAGCCCAAACAAAAAAGGCCACGUUAACGUGAUAGUGGAGCGUCUCCCAAGUGCGGAAGAAACUCUUCCGCAGAAGCAUUUCCUCAUGAAUGCUGAAAUGGAAGAGGGCAAAAACCUGAGCCCAACAGAAUCCCAGAUUGGGUGUGAAGGAAGAGAUGAAGUUUAUCGAGCUGAUAAAUGUACUGUUGAUAUUGGGGGGCUGAUCAUAGGCUGGAGCAGUCCAGAGAAGAAAGACAGUGAGUUAAUAAACAAAGGACUGGCUGCUGAUGAGAACGCCCCACCGGGCCGAAGGAGAACAAAUUCUGAGUCUCUCAGACUACACUCGUUAGCCGCAGAAGCCCUCGUCACGAUGCCCAUACGAGCUGCAGAACUGACGAGAGCCAACCUCGGGCACUACGGGAACAUAAACCUUCUAGAUCCAGACACCGGACAAAGGCAAGUAGAUAGCACAUUGGCGGCCUAUUCUAAAAUGAUGUCACCACUCAAAAACUCCGCAGAUGGAUUAACUACUUUUAACCAAAGUAACUCGACGUUGGUAGCACUCCCGGAGGGUAGGCAGGAACUGUCCGAUGGGCAAGUUAAAACAGGCAUCAGCAUGUCCUUAUUGACUGUCAUUGAAAAGCUGAGGGAAAGGACAGACCAAAAUGCUUCAGAUGACGACAUUUUGAAAGAGUUGCAGGACAACGCCCAGUGCCAACCGAACAGCGAGGCGAGCCUGUCGGGAAGCAGCGUGGUGGAGUACAUCCCCAAUGCUGAUCGGCCCUACCGGUGCCGCCUGUGUCACUACGCAAGCGGGAACAAGGGCUACAUCAAGCAGCACUUGCGAGUCCAUCGGCAGAGACAGCCGUAUCAGUGUCCUAUCUGUGAGCACAUAGCUGACAACAGCAAGGAUCUGGAGAACCACAUGAUCAACCACUGUAAAACAAGAAUAUACCAGUGUAAGCAGUGCGAAGAGUCUUUUCAUUAUAAGAGUCAGCUGAGGAACCAUGAGAGAGAGCAACACAGUCUUCCAGAUACCUUGUCAGUAGCAACUUCUAAUGAGUCGAGGAUUGCCGGUGAUACAGCUGAUGGAAAAUGUAUUCAGGAAGGGACUAAGUCUUCAGUCCAGAAACAGUAUAGAUGUGAUGUGUGCGAUUAUACAAGUACAACAUACGUUGGAGUCAGAAACCACAGACGAAUCCAUAACUCCGACAAGCCAUACAGAUGCUCUCUGUGUGGGUACGUGUGCAGCCAUCCUCCGUCUUUGAAGUCUCACAUGUGGAAGCAUGCAAGUGACCAAAAUUACAACUAUGAACAAGUGAACAAGGCCAUCAAUGACGCCAUUUCACAGAGCGGCAGAGUUCUGGGGAGAUCCCCUGCAAAGACACUCUUAAGCAGCAGCGAGGAAAGCGCCGAUCCUGUCACUGGAAGUUCGGAAAAUUUGGUAUCAUCCUCAGAGCUGAUUUCUGAGGCUCCUGGUGAAGUCGUCGCUUCCAACGACAAUGAGAAACUGAGCCCUACAAGUAAUACCUCAUAUAGUUUGGAAAAAAACUCCAGUCUGGCGCCUCCUGGCAUGGAGUAUUGUGUCUUACUCUUCUGUUGUUGUAUCUGUGGCUUCGAAUCUACCAGCAAAGAAAAUCUCUUGGAUCAUAUGAAAGAGCAUGAGGGUGAGAUUGUAAACAUCAUCCUAAAUAAGGACCACGGCACCACUUUAAACACAAAUUAGAUUGAAUAAUGUCUUGAAGAGGAACACGGUAGAAGAGAAAUUCUUUAAAGCACGGUUUCCCCUUUGCGCUAUCAAGUAACUGAAGUAACUUACUAGACACAGAAGAAGUAGUUGGUGUGGUAUUUGGGUUUUGGUUUUUGGUUUUUUUGAGGAGAUGCAUGUGACUUCAGAACCAAAUUUGCAGUGUAAUAAAAAAAAUUCCUAGUGGAUACACACUAGUGAUAUUUAAAUAUUCUGAGUGAAGGGAAGUGGUUUGAGGAGGAAGCAAAGACGUAACCCUGUGUUAACCCUGUUACCUCUUCUGAGUAUUGAGUGUAUUUAUUAUUCAAAGCUUAUCAUAGUGUAGAAAUGCAAGCAAAAGAAUUAAGAAAGAGCUUUUCUGGAACUAUGUUAAAACUUGUUUUAGAAGUAUCACAAUCUUAAGCAGAGUUUAGUUUUUCUUCUUCAUUCUGAACUUGGACGUGCCAGCUCUAGAGGGACAGGCCUCUUGGGGGCAGUGGGAGGCUGCUCUCUGAGGGGUUUUCACUGUCACCAACAGAGUCAACAAGGAAAAGAUCACCAGAGGGCUUUGAAAUGAUCUACCUAAAUCUUCCCCCAAAUUGAUAGGAAUUAAUCCUAUGCUCAAUCUAAGAUACAGUACUACUUUUUUUUUUUUUUAAAGAAACAUUACUUCUUAAAGAAAGAAACCUCUGAAUCCAAAUCCAGAGUAUAAGUAGGCAUUUAAGACAUAACUUACUGUCUUAAAUUUACAGGGAAUUUCUUGUGAGCAAAGGAGAAAAUAGGUGCGUUCCCACCAGCCUCAAACCAAAUGAGAAGGUUCGUGAAAAUGGGGACUCCUUUAGCGCAGCACAUUCCCAAAGGCUCUUUUCAAAGUGCCUGACAGAACACCGCAGUUUUCUCCGUAGCUACACGGGCUCUGUAGUCCUCUUUCCCAAACCAGACCAAGUGUGGGAUCACAAAGGUCUAUUCAGGCAACAAAGUAUGAAAAGCUGCAUUUGAUCAUCAGGCCUUGGAAGUACUUGGAACUCUUAAAUAAAAAUCAUUUGGGGGAAGAGUGGUGAAAUUCAGAAUCCUCUUAAAAUGAGUACCACUGCGGAGAUCUGACCCUUCCGGAAGCUUAUUAAUCUAGUUGUACUUAGCAUGAGCGGUAUAAUCAGAUGUGGCUAAACUCUAGUAAAAAUUCAGGUUGUUUAUAAAACUUUUAAUAACAAACAUUUGGCAAGUCCACAGGGUUUCUCCCAGCUCGGAUAUUCCAUUUUGUCAGUGGGCAGUAGGACAUGUGGAAGACCAACUACCAGUGCUUUUGCUCUAAAACUCGCCACGGGAUACAUGUAAGCUUCUCAUCAGUUACACCGUUUUCGUAUAGUGUGUUCGAAGUGAAGAGAACAGGGGUGUUUUGUUUUCGCUUUUGUAGUGCUGAUCAUUUAUUUUUGUGUUGUUUUGUCAAAGUAAAUUCCGCACACAAGUCAAAAGGCGGGUGCACCACGCAGUGCACCAUCUUCAUGGUGCUCUUCCUGAACUUGAUUUCUAACACCUUCUAGUGCUGAGGCUGUGACUGUGAUAACCUUAGAACACACUGAAAACAAUUUAUUGAGUGGAGUACUCUGUAGACACCUUUAGGAAAGAAUUCCCAAACUCCAGGUAUGGGUUGAAUGAAUGAAUGUUUUUAAGGUCAUAUCAGAAACUACUCAAGUGGGGCCAGACCAUCUUGAAACAUUGUUUAAAUUUUUUUUAAAUCUCAUGUUGAUGAUAUUUAAACAGAAUUGAUCCUAACUUUGCAGCUGUUUGAUUUAGGUAGCUUUAACUUAUUUAUGAAAGUUACUCCAUUUCUGAUAGGUGGUUUUUAAAAAGAUAAAAUGAAUUUAUGUAUAUACUAAAUUAUAUUACCCAAAUUCACUGCAUGUGGAUUUAUAUUUUCUCCUGUUUUCAGAAUUAAAAUACAAUUAUAUUUAAUUUCAAAUAUAAGUAUUUUAAGUGGUUCCAUUUUUAUCACCUACUCUGAAAAUUAACAACCUUAGUAGCCAGAUUUUGUUUUAUAACGUUUCCUUGGUUUUAAUUUCAUGUAAUCAUUUGGAAAAUAUUAAUAACCCCCAAAAAUCCCAAAAACAUCAAUAGUGACUUUCUAAAUUACCUUCAGUUCCCUAAACCACUUCCAUUGAUUAUUACUUAAAUUUUCCAUUUGGAAUCAUGGAUUUGAAAUUUACCUAACUCAUGGAGAAAAAAUUAAUCCAGAAGUUCAAAAUCUUUCACAUUCACCUGAUUCUAGCCUAGAAUAUCCUCACACACUUUCCCCGGGAAGACAGGAGGACCCAUAAGGCAUGGGUGUUCUGUAGCUUCCUGUUACCAUUUUGUGGCAAGCCUUAAGAGAACAGUGUCUCUACUAAAAACAAUUGAACAUUUCUGAAAGUAAUAAUGAAGGCUAAGUAUGCAAUUUUAAUUAUAGAAGAGAUAGCUAUUUCAAUAAUCAGCAGGAAUUCUCCUUAUAGGAAUAACAUUUUACUUGUAGUAGAUCUUUUGCCAUAAUAAAGCUCAUAGUACUUGUUUUCCACUUUGGAGUUCUAAGAUUUGAUAGUAAAAAUAGUUUUUAAAAGAAAUGUACUAGGUAUGAGGCAAAGGUGGAAAGGGGGCAAGAAUGAUGCAUUGUGAUCAUUACAAGUAAUACUUUCCAGGGGGCCAGCAUUUUCUCUCCUCCUCUAAUAACCCAGAAGGUGGUGGGCAGCCCCACUGUUCUCCCAGUGCCCUGCCUGUAGACUUUAGUUCUGUGUCCAGCCAGUGCAGUGUACAGGCACUGACGGAAGCCUUUGUUCUAGAUCUCUCAUCCUAUUUGAGGUAGUUAUUGGUGGCUUCUUUAUUUUCUGUCUUUUCUCACAAAGCAGAUGGUGGGCACCCAUGUUUACAUUGUAUCUUCCCACAAUGUACUUGGCUUGACAAAGACAAGCAGGCUUCUCUAUUGAGACUUAUUAUAUUUUUAGUUUUCAUAGACACUUAUUUAAUCUUUUUUUAUUGUACAGCAAGGUGCUCUAAGUAAUAUUCUAUAAAAUAUAUUUAAUAGAAAUUUGAGUUUGAUAUUCAUGGACAUGAAUACAUGUAUUUUUUUAAGAAAUGAGUAUUGUGUAACACUAUGGCAUUGCUUCUAUAGCCAAAGUCUAAAAAUUUCUGGAACACUGACAUGUAAAGACUACAGUUAAUUCUGACACUGUAUCUUAUUAAAAUAGGAUGAUUUGCAUUUUGUAAAAUUAUCCUGCACAUCGAGCUGCAUGCCUUAAAGCCUAAAACUCUAGGAUCGUGUUCAUGGUAGAACAGUUCAUCUGUUCCACAAACAGUGAAGCAAGGUCUAUAGUGCUUCUUUAACUACCUUUGGAAAUACUGUACAAUGUUAGAAUAAUUUAUUUUGCUUUACAGGAGUUUGUCAUGUAUUGACUUUAAUAUUGUAUUUUGGUAAUAAAUUUUUUGUUAAAAACA
Molecule: messenger RNA, 6964 nt
Organism: Lontra canadensis (Northern American river otter)
Lineage: Eukaryota; Metazoa; Chordata; Mammalia; Carnivora; Mustelidae
Gene: ZNF507
Product: zinc finger protein 507
Exons: 6
Coding region: 635-3502 (955 amino acids)
Biological process (GO): regulation of gene expression
Cellular component (GO): nucleus
Source: RefSeq, a predicted model, not a curated record